AUGCAAGCGCUGAAGGAAAGGGAAAUGUUACAGAAAAGAUAUUUGGAUCAGAAAUAUAACCUACUUAUCACUGAGGCGGAAGCAAGUGAGGCUGGUGGUAGUGUAAGAAGUGAGUGCAGUUCACCAAAAAGUACAGCAAGGGUUCGAGAAUGGAUGGAGAGGCAUUCGGAGCAGGUGGCAGAAACUGGCGCGGAAUGUGAUCCAGCAGUUUUGAUGUGCAAUCGUACCGCACCUAUAAAUAAUCCGAAUAUCAAUGAGACGGCGAAAGUAAAUACGCAACGUAAUACACCAUCUGCUCAAACUAGAGUGAUUGAAGAAAACGAACAUCGACAAAGACGAUCACAGCAGCAGUAUAACCCUCAGCAGCUCACACAAGGAAUUAAUGCAUACGAUCAACAAAUACCACUUGCUGCCGUCCAUUACUCGAUUUCACCUGGAGUGCCUGGAGUGUCUCAGCAACCUGAAUUGGCAGCGAUACUACAACAUCGGCCUCUACCGAUUGAACCAAAUAAUUUGUCACAGGUUCCCCGGAUAGUACCGAAUGCACUUCAAAACCCACCGAUUACGACAAAUUUACAGGUCCAACAAAAUAGACUACCUGUCUGGGGAGCAACGCAACAACAAAUAGCGGCAAGGCAAGUGGUACCUAGAGAACUCCCAGUGUUUUCGGGCUUCGCAGAGGAUUGGCCACUAUUUAUUCGCAGCUAUUGGAAUUCAACGGAAAUGUGCGGCUAUUCAGAUGCGGAAAAUUUAAUGCGACUACAAAAAUGUUUGCGUGGCAAUGCACUAGAAGCUGUUAGGAGCAACCUACUCAUUCCGUCUUCGGUUCCCCAAGUCAUUGCGACUUUAGAAACACUAUUUGGAAACCCGGAACGUCUAAUAGGAGCGAUGCUGAAUAAAAUUCGUAGCGCACCGAUACCAAAACAAGAUAAAUUGGAGACACUCGUCACCUUCGGUGUUGCAGUGCAGAACUUAGUGGGACAUCUAAAAGCAGCCAACCAGUGUCUUGUACCGCAUGGUAAAUGGCCGUGCAAGACAACACGAGCCUGUGAGGUUAAUGGUUGCACAGUGUAUCACCAUCCGCUAUUGCAUUCGGGUCAGCAAAUUGAUAACACCAGUGCCUCGAGAUCAUCCGCAGUAGUUUCUGUCCAUCAACAGAGACAAAGUUCUAUUUUAUUUCGCGUCAUUCCGGUGGUUCUGUAUGGCAAACGUAGUAGAGUAGACACCUUUGCGUUUCUUGAUGAAGGAUCGUCAGUGAGUUUGAUCGAUAAAGAUUUAAUUGAUCAGUUGGGAAUCGAAGGCGAAGAUCAGCCACUCUGCUUGCAGUGGACAUCAAACGUAAACCGUCAUGAGGAGAAUUCUAAAAAAUUUUCUGUUGAAAUUUCUGGCAAACAUGGUCAGCAACAACGGUUUUGGUUGAAUAAUAUUCGAACUGUUAGAAAUUUAAAUCUUCCGGUGCAGACACUCAAUUUUGAAGAUUUGUCGAGUCGUUUUCCAUACCUUCUGGGAUUACCAGUAAGCAGUUUUGGAAAAGCAGUUCCCAGAUUGUUAAUAGGUCUGGACAAUCUACGUCUAGCGAUUCCAAUAAAAAGACGAGAAGGGCUAACCAAUGGACCAGUGGCGGCAAAAACGAGACUCGGUUGGACAGUUUUCGGCAAUACUGAUAGAGGGUCAACCGGCGAUUUGAGUCCCCAUUUUCAUAUUUGCGAGUGUGGUGGCAGCCUGGAAUUAGAGCAGAUGAUAAAAAAAAAUUUCGUGGCAGAUUCUUUAGGAGUAUCUUUAACCCCAGUAUUAGAAAGCGAAGAAGAGCGGCGAGCCAAGCGAAUCCUGCAAACUAAGACUGCGAGGCAAAGUGAUGGACCGUUUGAAACUGGUUUGUUGUGGCGCUAUGAUCGCGUGGAGUUUCCGUCCAGCUACGCGAUGGCUGAGAGAAGACUAAAAUGUUUAGAAAAGCGCCUGAAAUCGAAUUCAAAUUUGAGAAUAAGUAUGGAACAGCAGAUUGCGGCAUAUCAAAUUAAGGGUUAUGCCCACAAGGCCACAGAUCACGAGUUAAAGAAUGCUGACCCAAGAAGAGUAUGGUAUUUGCCAUUGGGUUUGGUAAUCAAUCCCAAGAAGCCUGAAAAAGUGCGCAUUAUUUGGGAUGCGGCAGCGAAGGUGAAUGGUAUCUCCUUAAAUUCAAUGCUGCUGAAGGGACCGGACCUAUUAACAUCUUUGCCAGCAGUUUUGAGUCGGUUUAGACAGCGACGAAUAGCAAUUACAGGAGACAUAAGGGAAAUGUACCAUCAAAUCCGAAUCCGUGAAGAAGAUUGUCAGUCACAACGGUUUCUCUGGCGUACUGAUUCAUCACAACCUCCAGAUGUGUACAUCAUGGAUGUAGCGACGUUUGGGUCAACAUGCUCUCCGAGCUCAGCUCAGUACGUCAAGAAUGCCAAUGCUAAAGAUUGGGAGAAGGCAUAUCCCGAGGCAGCUAUCGCAAUCGUAGAGAACCACUACGUCGAUGACUACCUGGACAGCCGGGACACUGACGAAGACAUGGCACAAUUAGCGAUCGAAGUAAAAGAGGUGCAUUCGAAGGCGGGGUUCGAAAUUAGAAACUUCCUAUCGAAUUCCAGUGUUGUUCUUGCACGGGUCGGGGCAAUGAGUCCAGGUAGUAGGAAGGAUCUCGUCGUCUAUAAAGAGAAUUCAGUAGAAAGGGUGCUGGGAAUUGCAUGGUUACCAGAGCAGGAUAUCUUCACAUUCACGUUGUUACUGCCGGUAGAACUUCUAAGUUUAGUGUCCGGAGAAAUAGUUCCAACGAAACGCCGAAUUCUGCGUCUAGUUAUGAGUUUGUUCGAUCCACUAGGCAUGAUUUCCAAUUUUCUCAUACACGGCAAGGUUUUAUUCCAAGAACUGUGGAGACAUGGCAUUAGUUGGGAUGAGAAAAUCCCAGAGGUGACCCUAGGCUGGUGGGAUAAAUGGGCUGGGCAAUUUCCCCUACUAGAACAAAUCUGUAUCCCACGGUGUUAUUUUCCGUAUUAUGACGUGGAAAGUUACAACACCUUACAACUCCAUGUGUUUGUGGACGCCAGCGAAACUGCAUUUGCAUGCGUCGCUUAUUUCCGUAUAAUACACCGAGGUCAGCCACGAUGUUCUUUAGUGGCUUCAAAAGCCAAGGUGGCCCCUGUGAAAUCACUAUCGAUUCCACGCUUGGAACUGCAAGCUGCUGUGAUCGGCAGUCGUCUGAUAAAGUCAGUAACUAACAAUCAUACGCUGUCCGUAGCCCGACGAUUCAUUUGGAGUGAUUCUAGCACUGUAUUAGCAUGGAUAAAAUCAGACACACGAAAAUAUAAGCAAUAUGUAGCAGUUCGCAUAAGUGAGAUUCUGGAAGAGACUAAAAUAGAAGAAUGGAGAUGGGUACCGACAAGAUCUAACGUCGCUGACGAGGCAACGAAAUGGGGUAAAGGACCUAACUUGGAACCUACCAGCAGAUGGUUCAAUGGACCAGAGUUCCUCUAUGAGCCGGAAAAUAAAUGGCCACAACAGAAGGUAGAUCAAAUAGUAACAACGGAAGAGCUUCGAGCAGUCCACGUUCACCGUGAAGUUGUACAUCAAGCUGUGAUCGCUCACACUAGGUUUUCAAAGUGGGAGCGUUUAUUGCGAACUGUAGCUUAUACAUUUUAUUUUAUCGAUAAAUGUCGCAGACUACGAACGACGGAAAAUUUACAGCAGCUUUCACAAUUUGACUAUGAACGUGCCGAACAUGCAUUAUGGCGUAUGGCUCAAGUCGAUGCCUUUCCCGAUGAAGUUGUUAUACUAAACCCACAAAAUAAAAGUUCCCAACGAGUGGAGAAGACCAGUAAGAUAAGGGCGUUGUCACCUUUCAUGGACGAAUAUGGUGUCAUCCGAAUGCAAGGACGAAUUGAAUUAUCAUCGGUUGCAGAAUACGACACUAAAUACCCGAUCAUUUUACCGUCGAAUCAUCGUGUUACGGAAUUACUAGUGGAGAAGUUUCACCGAAUGUUUGGUCACAGCAACGGAGAAUCAGUGGUUAAUAAACUAAGGCAAAAGUUCCAGAUAUCGAAGUUAAGAGUCCUAGUGCGAAAAGUUAGAAGCAGAUGUAAUUGGUGUAAAAUCAAUCAUGCCUUACCAGAGGCUCCUAAAAUGGCAGCAUUACCAGAGGAGCGUGUUACGCCCAUGACUAGACCUUUUUCACAUGUUGGUCUUGAUUAUUUUGGGCCACUGAUGAUUCGUGUCAAUAGAAGUAAGGUGAAGCGAUGGGUGGCAUUGUUCACAUGUUUAACCAUACGUGCAGUGCACCUGGAACCUGUUGCGUCACUGUCCACGGAGUCUUGUAAACUUGCCAUCCGACGUUUUAUAGCACGUCGAGGAGCUCCAACCCAAAUAUUUUCAGACCAUGGUACAAACUUCAAAGGUGCUAGCAAUGAAUUGAAGGAUAUACAUAAUGCGUUAGCAGAAAGUUUCACGAAUGCAAACACCAAGUGGAAUUUUAUUCCACCUGCAUCUCCGCACAUGGGCGGUGCAUGGGAGAGAAUGGUGAGGUCAGUUAAAUCAGCGAUGGGAGUUCUGAACCAGUCACGUGCUCCGUCCGAAGAAGUAUUCAUGACAGUGUUAUGUGAAGCGGAGUCUAUGGUAAACUCUAGACCUCUAACGUAUAUGCCGUUGGAGGAUUGCAAUCAGGAAGCGUUGACUCCUAAUCAUUUCAUUCUGCUGAGCUCCAGUGGAGUGAAGCAGUCUGAGAAGUUGCCGACUAAAGAGUCGGAUGGACUAAGGAGUGUUUGGAAGUUUUGUCAGUACCUAUUGGAUCAGUUUUGGCGAAGGUGGAUUCGUGAAUAUUUACCAACAAUAACUCGGCGAACGAAAUGGCAUGACAAUGUGAAACCGAUCAAUGAAGGCUGUUUGGUGUUGAUUGUGGAUGGAGCAGUUCGAAACCGUUGGAUUAGAGGGAAAGUUGUGAAUGUUAUACAUGGAAAGGAUGGAAUAGUAAGACAAGCGGACGUCCAGACUGCAAACGGAAUACUGCGUAGGCCGGCGGUAAAACUAGCUGUUUUAGAUGUGUUACAGAAUAGUAAAGCCGCCUGA
This is a messenger RNA of Toxorhynchites rutilus septentrionalis, 5079 nucleotides long. RefSeq lists its product as uncharacterized. Lineage: Eukaryota; Metazoa; Arthropoda; Insecta; Diptera; Culicidae. Bases 1 to 5079 code for a protein of 1692 amino acids. The record is from RefSeq and is a predicted model, not a curated record. Gene Ontology annotation, biological process: DNA integration. Gene Ontology annotation, molecular function: nucleic acid binding. The transcript is spliced from 2 exons.